Messenger RNA from Oncorhynchus mykiss (rainbow trout), 3879 nucleotides. Lineage: Eukaryota; Metazoa; Chordata; Actinopteri; Salmoniformes; Salmonidae. The record is from RefSeq and is a predicted model, not a curated record.
UCACACCACGAGGCCCCCGGUAAUAUCACACCACGAGGCCCCCGGUAAUAUCACACCACGAGGCCCCCGGUAAUAUCACACCACGAGGUCCACUGGUAAUAUCCCACCACGAGGUCCCCUGGUAAUAUCACACCACGAGGUCCCCCGGUAAUAUCACACCACGAGGCCCCCGGUAAUAUCACACCACGAGGUCCACGGUAAUAUCACACCACGAGGUCCACUGGUAAUAUCCCACCACGAGGUCCCCUGGUAAUAUCACACCACGAGGUCCCCCGGUAAUAUCACACCACGAGGCCCCCCGGUAAUAUCACACCACGAGGCCCCCCGGUAAUAUCACACCACGAGGCCCCCCGGUAAUAUCACACCACGAGGCCCCCCGGUAAUUCCCAGCCCUAGUCACGAUUGGGUCAAUAUACUUCUUCCUCUUUACUGUAAUUUCUACUCUGUUCACAUGAAGAACAGCUGACAUUCAGCCUAUUUGUGCCCUCGAUAUCAUCUGGAGUGCUUGAUUUCCUUACAAACAUGAAUACACAUGCUGAAAAUUAUUCAUCCUGUUGAUCAAAUAAAUUCAUAUUUACAAAUUUCGAAGAGACGCUUGCACCCACACACACACACACACACUCAGAAUAAAUGUAGGAGGGGUUUGCUUGCGGUGCAGGAAAUGAUAAGUGUGUGUCUGGGUACUGGCUGUGGCAGAAGCUGCACACUUCUGCCUAGUCGGCCGUAGCUGACGCAAAGAAAAGAGACAUAUAUCUAAUACUUGUUGAGUUUCAUUCUCUGGCUGACCUGACACAUGGCUCUGGAGUCACACAGGGGACCAACGUCCCUCCUGAAACACCACUGACGACUGAGAGUUAAGAGCGCUUCCAUCUGAUUUACACUUCCUGUUACUAACCAUCAUGUCGUGGUCGGAGGGUGUGAACUCCACUGUGAACCUGGACUCCAACACCUCCUCCUCCCUGGUCUGCACCAACCUGUACGACCACCGCCCCGUCGCCCGCGUCCUCAUGUCUCUCCACUACAGCCUGGUCUUCACGCUCGGCCUCCUAGGUAACGCCCUGGCACUGCACGUCAUCAGACCCAACCUGGCCCAGAUCAACUCUACCACGCUCUACUCUGCCAACCUGGCCGCCUCCGACGUCCUCUUCACUCUGGCCCUGCCUCUGAGGAUUGCCUACUACGCCCUAGGUUUCCACUGGCCCCUGGGGGAGACCCUGUGUCGCGUCACCGCCCUUCUGUUCUACGUCAACACCUACGCAGGGGUCAAUUUCAUGACCUGCCUAGCCGUAGACCGCUUCGUAGCCGUGGUUCUCCCUCUGCGUUACACCAGGCUCUGCCGGGCCCGGACCAUCCGCUACGUCUGCGUAGGGGUGUGGGUUCUAGUCCUGGUCCAGACGUUACCCCUCCUCUCCGUGACCAUGACCCGGGCCGAGCCGGACGGAACCACCACCUGCAUGGAGUACCCCAACUUUGAGAACGGGGCCGUGGAGGGACUCCCCUACGUCCUCAUUGGAGCCGUCGUCAUGGGAUACGGCGUUCCCGUUGCAACCAUCCUGUGUUGCUACUUGGUGUUGCUUUGGAAGCUGCGGUUGGUGACGAGAAGUAGGGUCGGUGGGCGAGGUCACAGGUCAUUGAGGAGCCAGAAGGCGACGGGGGUGAUAGCAGGGGUAGUGUUGGUGUUUGUAGUGUGUUUCAGUCCCUAUCACAUCAACAUCCUGCAGUAUAUGAUCCGAAAGCUGAGAUACACACCAGACUGUACCGAGCUACAGGCCUUUCAGAUGUCUCUACACUUCACUGUGUGUCUCAUGAACUUCAACUGCUGCCUGGACCCCUUUGUCUACUUCUUUGCCUGUAAGGGUUACAAGAGGAGGGUGAUGAAGAUGUUGAGGGUUCAGGUCAGCGCCUCUUUCUCCAGCGUGGUCCGAACCGGGGAGGACACCCCCUUCAAACGGGGGGGGACCCGGGACGGGAGGAGCAGGCUGGGUAGCCACACAGCUUGUCCUGUUGCUUUAGAUAAUCUUACAAAGACCAUUCCUGGGCCAGAGACCGAGACAGGAGUCACAUCCAACCAACUACCCCUGAGACAGGAGUCACAUCCAACCAACUACCCCUGAGACAGGAGUCACAUCCAACCAACUACCCCUGAGACAGGAGCCACAACUAACCAACUACCCCUGAGACAGGAGCCACAUCCCACCAACUAACCCUGAGACAGGAGCCACAUCCCACCAACUAACCCUGAGAGAGGAGCCACAUCCCACCAACUACCCCUGAGACAGGAGCCACAUCCAACCAACUACCCCUGAGACAGGAGCUACAUCCAACCAACUACCCCUGAGACAGGAGCCACAUCCCACCAACCAACUACCCCUGAGACAGGAGCCACAUCCCACCAACCAACUACCCCUGAGACAGGAGCCACAUCCCACCAACCAACUACCCCUGAGACAGGAGCCACAUCCCACCAACCAACUACCCCUGAGACAGGAGCCACAUCCCACCAACCAACUACCCCUGAGACAGGAGCCACAUCCCACCAACCAACUACCCCUGAGACAGGAGCCACAUCCCACCAACCAACUACCCCUGAGACAGGAGCCACAUCCCACCGACCAACUACCCCUGAGACAGGAGCCACAUCCCACCAACCAACUACCCCUGAGACAGGAGCCACAUCCAACCAACUACCCCUGAGACAGGAGCCACAUCCCACCAACCAACUACCCCUGAGCCAGGAGCCACAUCCAACCAACUACCCCUGAGCCAGGAGCCACAUCCAACCAACUACCCCUGAGACAGGAGCCACAUCCAACCAACUACCCCUGAGACAGGAGCCACAUCCCACCAACCAACUACCCCUGAGACAGGAGCCACAUCCAACCAACUACCCCUGAGACAGGAGUCACAUCCGGCUGAGUAGCCCUGAGACAGGAGCCACAUCCAACCAACUACCCCUGAGACAGGAGCCACAUCCAACCAACUACCCCUGAGACAGGAGCCACAUCCAACCAACUACCCCUGAGACAGGAGCCACAUCCAACCAACUACCCCUGAGACAGGAGCCACAUCCCACCAACCAACUACCCCUGAGACAGGAGCCACAUCCCACCAACCAACUACCCCUGAGACAGGAGCCACAUCCAACCAACUACCCCUGAGCCUGUCCUGGUCCUUGAGAUGACCACUACUAGGCCAUAGAGACACAGAACCACUAGUCUAGACACACUUAUUUGUCCUGGGUUGUAUUGAAACCAAACGGAAGAAAAAGGAACUGAAACAGAAAGGGACUACCUGAACUUGUCCAAUAAGAAAUGCUUGUUUUAAUAUUAUUUAUUUGCUCACUCUGCUAUUUCAAAACGAAUGUGAAAAAGAUGGAAAUCAAGGUCCCAUAAACACAAGAAAACAGCAGCGCCUUUACAAGGUUCCAGAACUAAACAGCGCCUUUACAAGGUUCCAGAACUAAACAGCGCCUUUACAAGGUUCCAGAACUAAACAGCGCCUUUACAAGGUUCCAGAACUAAACAGCGCCUUUACAAGGUUCCAGAACUAAACAGCGCCUUUACAAGGUUCCAGAACUAAACAGCGCCUUUACAAGGUUCCAGAACUAAACAGCGCCUUUACAAGGUUCCAGAACUAAACAGCGCCUUUACAAGGUUCCAGAACUAAACAGCGCCUUUACAAGGUUCCAGAACUAAACCUUGUUUACAGAACAGGAUGUCGUAUGCAGAGAUAAAAUCCUUUACUGAUUCAUCUCCAACAUUUCCGUCACAUCGAUCUUUGUACAGAUAUUUAUGCUUUUCAUAAUUAAAAAUGGUUUCACUUUCCAAUACUUACUUUUUAACUGCUGUUUGAAGUGGAAUUAAAACCAUUCUAUUUCAC